AUGGCAACGACAAACUUUACUGAAUAUGAAAACCACAAAACAGCCUUUGAACUGUCCUGUACAUUGGAGUUUACCGAAGGAGUGCACAACGAACUUACCUUUCUCUUAGUUCUAAAUAUUUUUCUUUCCAUUACUGCAUUUCUGGGGAAUACUCUGAUUCUAGUUGCCCUACAAAAGGAAAAUUCACUUCAUCCGCCGUCCAAACUCCUGUAUUGUAACCUAGCGAUAACUGAUCUCUGUGUUGGUAUCAUUGCAGAGCCUUUAGCUGUGACUUAUUGGACUGCUAUUGUGAAAGAAAGAUGGAAUAUUUGUCAUCGGGCAAAUUGGGCAGCAAAAUUCGCAGGUUAUACUUUGUGUUCAGCAUCUUUAUUUACAUUGACUGUAAUAAGCGUGGACAGACUUCUCGCCUUGUUGCUGGGGCUCAAAUACAGACAAGUUGUAACCUUGAAACGAACACAUAUAACUGUAAUUGGUUUUUGGAUUUUGUCCAUUGUCGGCUCAUCUACUUUCUUUUGGAAUCGCCUUGUAACUUCAUGGUAUCAAUACAUAGGUACAGCUAUGUGUCUAGUCACCACAAUCUUCGCUUACACAAACAUUUUCCGUGUUCUGCGUCAUAAUCAAUUUCAUGUUCAGAACCAUGUUGCUCAAGGUCAACGGAGACAAGCAAUUCCACUGAACGAAGCACGAUACAGAAAGGCAGUGUACAGUGCACUGUGGGUGCAAGUAACAAUGGUUGUUUGUUAUCUUCCGAUUAGUAUAGUAGCAACUUUGACUCCUCAGAAGGGGAUCUCUUUAUCCGUUUACCGCGCUUGGCAAUUUUCGGUUACUUUAGUGUAUUUAAAUUCUUCGUUAAACCCGUUGCUUUACGUUUGGAAGAUUAGAGAAGUAAGGCAAGCUGUAAAAGAAACAUUACGGCAACUAUACUGUUGA
Porites evermanni is the source of this 930-nucleotide messenger RNA. The record is from the annotation of a GenBank genome assembly. NCBI's taxonomy places the organism in Eukaryota, Metazoa, Cnidaria, Anthozoa, Scleractinia, Poritidae.